This is a messenger RNA of Trichophyton verrucosum HKI 0517, 1890 nucleotides long. Its product is annotated as MFS peptide transporter, putative. Bases 1 to 1890 code for a protein of 629 amino acids. Gene Ontology annotation, cellular component: membrane. The record is from RefSeq and is a predicted model, not a curated record. The transcript has 4 exons. Gene Ontology annotation, biological process: transmembrane transport; oligopeptide transport. NCBI's taxonomy places the organism in Eukaryota, Fungi, Ascomycota, Eurotiomycetes, Onygenales, Arthrodermataceae. Gene Ontology annotation, molecular function: dipeptide transmembrane transporter activity.
AUGACUGCUUCAGGAGGCUCUGAGGCCGAUGGCCGUGACAGCCCCAAAUACACUUCGGCCCUUGAUGAGAAGGAGUUAUCUACCGUCCAGGCCAUUGCCGCCAAUGGUGCCCACGAGAGUGACGAUGAAGCUACCGGCCUCCGUAAGGAACUUCCUACAGAUGAGGAGAUAGCGACCUUGCGUCGUGUCCCUGAUAAGAUCCCAUGGAUUGCUUUCAGCAUUGCCUUCGUCGAAUUGUGUGAGCGAUUCUCAUACUAUGGAACAACUGCAGUUUUCGUCAACUUCAUUCAACAGCCACUUCCAAAGGGCUCGACUGCUGGUAACAGCGUCGGGCCUGGUAUUAUCACCAGCCGUGUCCCCGGUGCCCUCGGCCUAGGUCAACGAGCGUCUACCGCCAUCAGUACAUGUAUGCAUUUUUUCUUUCCAAAUAUCAAACACCAUCUGAGCCUUGCUAACUUAACUCCAGUUAACUCUUUCUGGGCCUAUAUCAUGCCUUUGGUUGGAGCCUACAUCGCGGAGGAGCAUCUUGGACGUUUCAGAACAAUCAUGUACUCGAUUGCCUGUGCGCUUGUUGGACACACCAUCCUUAUCAUCUCCGCCAUCCCUCCAGUUAUCAAGAAUCCGAAUGGUGCACUUCCAUGCUUCGUCAUUGGCCUUGUUAUCAUGGGUGUCGGAACUGGUGGAUUCAAAUCCAACAUUUCCCCCCUGAUUGCUGAGCAAUAUACAGAAACCCAGAUGUAUAUCCGAACGGAAAAGUCAGGAGAACGAGUUAUUGUUGACCCUGCUGCAACAGUGUCUCGUAUCUUCAUUUUGUUCUACCUCAUGAUCAACAUCGGCUCGCUCUGUGGUCAAAUCGGCAUGGUUUUCGCUGAAAAAUAUGUCGGAUUCUAUCUCUCCUUCCUCCUUCCAACACUUAUGUUUUGCCUAUGCCCGUUGGUGCUGUUCAUUUGCCGCAAGAGAUACGUCCGAACCAAACCAGGUGGCUCAAUUUACUACAAGGCCAUGAAACUCAUCGGACUCGUCGCCAAGGGCAAGGGCUCUUGGAACGUCGCUAAGAUGGGCCGUGACUUCAAGCACCCAGACAGCUGGAAUGCUUGCAAACCCAGUCGCCUUGCAAACAAGCCAGCCUGGAUGACAUUUGAUGACGCUUGGGUUGACGAAGUUCGACGAGGCAUUAUUGCUUGUUCCGUCUUCCUGUGGUACCCUCUUUUCUGGGUAGCAUAUAACCAAGGAACUACCAACCUUACCUCUCAGGCUGCCACUCUGGAGCUCGCUGGAGUACCAAAUGAUAUCAUCAACAAUCUCAACCCCAUCACCCUCAUUGUUUUCAUCCCAAUCAUGGACAGGAUCGUUUAUCCCUCUCUCCGAAAGAGUGGCAUCCGGUUCACCCCCAUCAAGCGUAUCACCACCGGUUUCUUCCUUGCUGGUUGUGGAAUGGUUUCUUCUGCUGUCCUGCAGUAUUAUAUUUACAAAACCAACCCAUGUGGUAACGACGCAAGCAAAUGCAAGACAGAGUAUGGAAAGAACUCUCCCAUCAGUGUCUGGGUUCAAGCUGUUGCCUAUGUCCUCGGUGGUGUCUCUGAAAUUUUUGCAUCAGUGACAUCUCUUGAAUAUGCAUUCAUGAAGGCCCCGAGAAACAUGCGAUCUCUAGUUCAAGCGUUCGCACUCUUCAUGAACGCCAUCUCCUCCGCUCUGCUCCAGGCCCUGGUUGGCUUGUCAGCUGAUCCUCUUCUCAUUUGGAACUACACUGUUACCGCCUGCCUAUCGUUUAUUGGAUGUAUUGGCUUCUGGAUUAGCAACCGCAAGGCUGACCAGGCUGAGGACGAACUGAACCAACUUGCCGUGGCAGACUUCCAUGCUGGAGACAAGGAAGGGGAAAAAGCCGCAUAA